This is a messenger RNA of Danaus chrysippus (African queen), 444 nucleotides long. The record is from the annotation of a GenBank genome assembly. NCBI's taxonomy places the organism in Eukaryota, Metazoa, Arthropoda, Insecta, Lepidoptera, Nymphalidae.
AUGACAGAUUAUUUUCAAGAAAUGGGGUGGAGAGAAUUAGAAGACGGUGAACAGCCUAAUCAUUUACUGCAUAUGGCCAGAUUUUUAAUAGAUUUUGGAAUGUAUGAUGACAACUUCACGGGAGAAUGGCCGAGGUUGCCACCUCCAGCUUCAAAAGAAUCAGUGAAAAAUUUAAAAGAAGUCAAAAUAGAGGAUGAAAAUCAGAAUUGUCCAAUAUGUUUAAAGAAAUUCAAUAUCAAUGAUACUGCAAAAGUAAUGCCAUGUCAACAUUUGUUUCAUGAGAAAUGUAUUUUAACAUGGUUAAAUCAGACGAAUUCAUGUCCAUUUUGUCGUCAUGAACUUCCUACGGACGAUGAAGCCUAUGAAGCAUUCAAGAAAGAAAAGAAAAGAUCGGAACAGAGAAAAGAAGAUAUAGAAGCUUUACAUAAUUCUAUGUUUAGUUAA